Messenger RNA from Lampris incognitus (smalleye Pacific opah), 3136 nucleotides. RefSeq names its product erythrocyte membrane protein band 4.1a (gene epb41a). The transcript has 19 exons. The record is from RefSeq and is a predicted model, not a curated record. NCBI's taxonomy places the organism in Eukaryota, Metazoa, Chordata, Actinopteri, Lampriformes, Lampridae. Gene Ontology annotation, molecular function: structural molecule activity; actin binding. Gene Ontology annotation, biological process: cortical actin cytoskeleton organization. Gene Ontology annotation, cellular component: cytoskeleton; plasma membrane. Bases 112 to 2583 code for a protein of 823 amino acids.
AUGAAAUCGCCUUUUUUGCUAAUCCCGACCAUUUAAGGAACCGUGGCAGAGAAAGUGGUUCUUCAUUGCGGGUAACUGCGGACGCCCGGGGAGCGGGAGCAAGUGUUUGCCAUGACGACAGACGAGGCAGAUAGUCAGCAGAAGAAGCCCAGCCAGCAGGAGGAGCAGGGUCAGGACCCCGGGCCCUCGGAGCCUCAGGACACGCUGCCUGCAGUGCACCACAGUCCUGGUUCGCCCUCGCCCGAGGAAGAGACGCUGAAACCUCGGAUGCGCACAUCAGCUGGCCGUGGUCUCUCGCGUCUUUUCUCCUCCUUCCUGAAGAGGCGCUCGCAGUGCAACGAGGAGGAAGGGGAAAAGGGGGAGAAGGGAGGAGAGGAGCCCAAGGCUCCCAUUGCUGACCCUGAACCAGAGCUGAAGAUCGAGGGAGACGUUGCACUUGACCAGCACUCUGUCAGCAGCACUGAGGCACAGCCUGUCAAGGUAGACCACAAAGAAGAGCCUCUCUCUGAGGACGAGGGUGGAAAGUACAAAGAUAAAGACAAGGAGAAAGGAGAGGAAGGGGCCUCGGAGGAGAAAGAAAAGGAAAAAUUUGAUCCGGAAGGAGACGGUGAGAGAGAGAAAGAGGAGAAGACAUCAGAGAAAGACACCAAACCUCCAAAAGCCCCUCGUCGACCCAAAAUCAUGCAAAUCAAAGUCACACUCCUGGACGACACUCUGUACGAGUGUGAGCUGGAUAAACAUGCCAAAGGCCAGGAGCUAUUCGUUAAGGUUUGUGACCACCUCAACCUGCUAGAGAGGGACUACUAUGGUCUUGCCAUCUGGGAGACCCCCACCAUGAAGAUUUGGAUGGACCUCACCAAGGAGAUCCGUAGGCAGGUGCAAGGGACCAACUAUAAUUUCACAUUUAAUGUCAAAUUCUAUCCACCUGACCCAGCUCAGCUGUCUGAGGACAUCACAAGGUAUUACCUGUGUCUUCAGCUGCGCAAAGACAUCCUGAUAGGCCGUUUGCCCUGCUCCUUUGUCACCUUGACCCUCCUGGGCUCCUACGCCUUACAGUCAGACCUGGGUGAGUAUGACCCUGACGUGCAUGGGACAGACUAUGCAAAGGACCUGAAGCUGGCUCAGGGCCAGUCAAAGGAGCUGGAGGAGAAGAUGAUGGAGCUGCACCACACGUACAGGUCGAUGAGCCCGGCCCAGGCAGACAUGAUGUUCCUGGAGAAUGCCAAAAAGCUUUCCAUGUACGGAGUGGACCUACACCAGGCCAAGGAUCUAGAUGGUGUAGACAUCAUGCUGGGGGUGUGCUCUAGUGGCCUGAUGGUUUACAAAGACAAACUGAGGAUCAACCGGUUUCCAUGGCCCAAAGUGCUAAAGGUCUCAUAUAAGCGCAGCAGCUUUUUCAUCAAAAUAAGGCCAUCAGAGCUGGAACAAUAUGAAAGUGCAAUCGGAUUCAAACUACCCAAUUACAAAGCAUCCAAGAGGCUGUGGAAAGUGUGCGUAGAACAUCAUACCUUCUUCAGGCUGACCUCCACUGAAGUGGCCACCACUCCCAGGAAGUUCCUGGCGCUGGGCUCUAAAUUCCGCUACAGUGGGCGGACCCAGGCCCAGACUCGCCAAGCCAGCUCUCUUAUUGACAGACCAGCCCCUUUGUUUCAGCGGUCAUCCAGCAAGAGAAAUUCGAGGAGCCUUGAUGGAGCCAUGGCAUCCACUCCGGACAAAAACACGCGUCCGGUUAGCGCUCCGAUCAUGUCCCCUGUAUCACCAGGGGAGACUGCCCCAUCAUCACUUCCCCCUGCAAUGCCUCACAUGGGGCACCAUGAUGUUUCUACCCCCAAGAGUCGCUCGUCCCGCUCAGCAGAAAGGAAGGCAGAGAUGAAGUCAGAGAUCCGGCCAGCUGAGUCAAAAACCCAGAGUCCCAGGAGAGAAUCUACUCCAGAUAGCAAGGACCUGGAUAAGACCCAGACUGAGAUCAUGCGCCACCACACUAGUGUCAGUGAGCUUAAGAGGAGUUUCAUGGAGUCGGUACCGGAGCCUCGGCCCAGUGAGUGGGACAAGCGUCUUUCCACCAACUCACCUUUCCGCACUGCCAGCAUCAAUGGCCAGCUGCAGCCGGGGUCAGGGGUGAGGACUUUCAGUGUCGGAGCUUCAUGCAGGGUAGUUGGUGAUGUGUCUGAGUCUCCUGUGCUGAAGACCCAGACAAUCACCAUCUCGGACAUCACCAACUCCCUGCGUGGUACUGUGGCCAACAAGGAGGUCCCCAUCAUGCACACAGAAACCAAGACCAUCACAUAUGAGUCAGCGCAGCCUGUUGACAGCCUGGCCGAGAGGGACUCAGGAGUGCUGCUGAGUGCCCAGACCAUCACCUCAGAGACCGUGAGCACCACCACCACCACACAAAUCACCAAGACGGUGAAAGGAGGGAUCUCUGAGACUCGUAUUGAGAAGAGGAUCAUCAUUACUGGAGAUACCGAGAUUGAUCAUGACAAGGCUCUGGCUCAGGCCAUAAAGGAGGCGAAGGAGCAGCACCCCGACAUGUCCGUCACUAAAGUAGUGGUGCAUCAGGAGACAGAGAUCACGCCAGACUGAAGCAGAGUCAGGCAUGUAUUUUGAAGAUUACAGUGGACUCCAGGAUGACCCCACCCCGCCCCAACACUGCCCCCCUCACCAUACUCAACAGCACAGUGGCUGCAGUAAAAAUCUACAGGACCUAAAGUGGACAUCCAUCAUGGACGCAAUCACCGAAAAAGUCCAGCAGAGGAUGUACUUUCACUGCCAGCACAAAAAGUUCAACCUGCCUCAGGAACUGCUGAUUCAGUUCUACACUGCAAUAAUCCAGUCUGUCCUCUGCACAUCCAUCACUGUCUGUGACCAGUCUGUCCUCUGCACAUCCAUCACUGUCUGGUUUAGAUCGGCCACCAAACAGGACAGGGACAGACUACAAUGGACAGUUAGGUCUGCAGAGAAAAUCAUUGGUUCCAACUUGGCCUCCAUUCAGGACUUACACACCUCCAGACUCAGGAAAUGAGCAGGCAACAUCCCUGCAGACCCAUCACACCCUGGUCACAACCUGUUCCAACUCCUGCCCUCUGGUCGGCGCUACAGAGCACUGUACCCCAAAACAAUCAGAUAUAAAACCAGU